AUGUCCAAUACAGAAGAUAAAAUAAUACUUGGAUAUUGGGAUUACAGAGGUCGUCCAUAGCCUCUAAAGUUUUUAUUGGAGUAUAUGGGUAUUCCUUUCGAAUAGAAGUAUUAUUCAUAUGAUAACCCUGAUGAAUGGUAUGAAAAAGAUAAAAAGACAAUUAAACCAUUUUCUAACCUUCCUUAUCUCUAAACCAAAGAUGGAAUUCUAACAGAGACGUGUUCCAUAAUUAAAUAUUUGUUAAAGCGUUUUCCUUAAUUCAAAGACCUUUUAGGUAAAGAGUAAGAUGAAAUAUUUGUAGACUAAAUGCUUAGUGUUAUGAAUGAUUUAAGAGAUGUCUUAAAAGCUCUUCAUUUCAACCCAGAUGUUCACAAAGUCAAGAGAGAUACUUUAUUAACAAUUCUUCCAAAGAUGCUUGACUUUAAAGAUAUACGAGGAGAUAAAUAGUUCUUAUUGCCUUAUUUAACUAUUGCUGAUUUUGAGCUUGUAGAAAUUUUAUUACUUUUCAAGCAUUUAGAUUCAGAACUAUUUGACUAACAUCUAUCAAGCUUUGAAAAAUUUCUUUAAGAUUUUCAUAAUCUUCCAAGAAUAAAAGAGUAUGUUAGGUCAGAUAAAUACUAAAAACUACUCACUUUCUUUGCUAAACCUAAAGCUUACCUUUAAAGUGAUAAAUUUAUCAUCGAAUACAAUAAAUAGUUUUUGCAAAAUAACACAAAAUUGUGA
Molecule: messenger RNA, 723 nt
Organism: Tetrahymena thermophila SB210
Lineage: Eukaryota; Ciliophora; Oligohymenophorea; Hymenostomatida; Tetrahymenidae
Product: glutathione S-transferase, amine-terminal domain protein
Exons: 1
Biological process (GO): glutathione metabolic process
Molecular function (GO): glutathione transferase activity
Source: RefSeq, a predicted model, not a curated record